UCGCAAUUCAGUUCGAUUUGAUCAUGUUGAGCGAAGAGCAGUUGAGUUUCUACUCGAAAAAUGGGUAUUUGUUGCUGGAUUCAGUGUUUACCCCGGAGGAGAUUGAAGAGUGCAGCUUGGAGUACAAUAAAUUAUUCCAAGCCAAACAAAAUAACAGGGAAUUAGAGGCGACAUGGAAAGGUGACUGGACGCCAGCAUCAAAGGACUCUCUAAAAGUACUAUCAAUUCAUAAUUUGCAAUGUCACAGUGCAGUUUUUACACGCAUGCUACUGAAUCAACGUUUGGUAGAUGCUGUGUCUGAGCUGAUUGGCAGUCCUAACGUUCUGCUACAUCAUACUAAGGCUCAUGUCAAGCCUCCAGGUGUAGGAGCACCAUAUCCUACGCAUCAGGAUUACCAUUACUUCCCAUUCAAAAACGAUUCCAUGGUGGCGGCGUUUAUUCACUUCGACGACAGUGACGUCGAAAAUGGUGGAUUGGCUGUGUUUCCCGGAUCGCAUAAACUCGGUCCUCAGGAGAAUACUUCUGAUGUUCCUACCCAUUUCUACGUAUCGCAGACGAAAUUUCCGUUGGAAGCAGCAACGCCCAUAAUAGCCAAGAAAGGACAGGUGGUCAUAUUUUCGUACCUGUUGGUCCAUGGAAGUUACCAAAACACUUCCAACCGUUUCAGACGAAUGCUUCUCUUACAGAUGAUGUCAGCAGAAGAUGAGCCGUUGGAAAAUGUGCAUGUGUCCCCUUGUCAAGGAAUGGUUCUGCGUGGUAUUAAGGUCAAACGUAAUGCAGACAAUUUUUCAUAAUUAUAAAAUUAGGGAAAUGAAUUCUCUUAAAACUCAUAUAAAACAACAACAAAAAAUCGGUUUGAAAUAAAGUUCCAAUUGGCGAGUCUAA
Bradysia coprophila is the source of this 885-nucleotide messenger RNA. Its product is annotated as phytanoyl-CoA dioxygenase, peroxisomal-like. Gene Ontology annotation, molecular function: phytanoyl-CoA dioxygenase activity. Lineage: Eukaryota; Metazoa; Arthropoda; Insecta; Diptera; Sciaridae. Gene Ontology annotation, biological process: fatty acid alpha-oxidation. The record is from RefSeq and is a predicted model, not a curated record.